AUGCUGUUGUUCUGCGUUCGAGUGGGAGAGGGACACUGGCUGCGGACGCUACUGGAGUCAGGUGACCAAAGACCUGGGCUCCCCGAGGAGCCAAGGAAAGGAGGAGAGGGGGGGAAGCAAGAGGAAGGCGUGGUCCGGCCACGGCGCAGUGCCGAGGGACCGUGCGGCCUGCAUUCCAUCCUGCUGCAGGUGCGAGACCUAGGACUGGGCUAUGACUCCGAUGAGGUGGUGCUGUUCAAAUACUGCAGCGGCUUCUGCCCCCGGCUGACCUCCAACCACGACCUCACGCUGGCCAACCUGCAGCAGAGCGGCGCCCUGCCGCACGCCGCCACGCCGGGGCAUCAUGCGCCCUGCUGCCGGCCCACGCGCCACGAGGACAUGGCUUUCCUUGACAACGCUCAUCGCUGGCACAAAGUGGAGAAGCUCUCGGCCUCCGCCUGCACCUGCAUGGGCUAG
Messenger RNA from Colossoma macropomum (tambaqui), 456 nucleotides. Its product is annotated as persephin. The transcript is spliced from 2 exons. The record is from RefSeq and is a predicted model, not a curated record. Lineage: Eukaryota; Metazoa; Chordata; Actinopteri; Characiformes; Serrasalmidae. Gene Ontology annotation, molecular function: glial cell-derived neurotrophic factor receptor binding; growth factor activity; receptor tyrosine kinase binding. Bases 1 to 456 code for a protein of 151 amino acids.